AUGAGCGAGAACCAGAGCAGUGUGCCCGAGUUCCUCCUCCUGGGGCUCCCCAUCCGCCCAGAGCAGCAGGGCGUGUUCUUCGCCCUGUUCCUGGGCAUGUACCUGACCACGGUGCUGGGGAACCUGCUCAUCGUCCUGCUCAUCAGGCUGAACUCUCGCCUCCACACCCUCAUGUACUUCUUCCUCAGCCAGUUGGCCUUCACUGUUGUCUCUUUCUCAUCUGUCACUGUCCCAAAGAUGCUGAUAAACAUGCAUACUCGGAAUCAAUCCAUCCCCUAUGCAGGCUGUGUAACACAGAUGUAUUUUUUCAUAUUUUUUGCCUGUAUUGAUAACCUUCUUCUUGCAGUGAUGGCAUAUGACAGGUACGUGGCCAUUUGCCACCCUUUACACUACACCACCAUCAUGAGGGAGGAGCUGUGUAUGUUUCUACUGGCUGGGUCCAGGCUCUUUGCCUGUGCCAGUGCCCUGUCUCACACCAUCCUCCUGGCUUGACUGUCCUUCUGUGCUGACAACACCAUCCCCCACUUCUUCUGUGACCUUGCUGCCCUGCUUAAACUCUCCUGCUCAGACACUUCCCUCAAUGAGGUUUUUAUCCUCACUGUUGGGGGAUGGGUCAUUACCCUGUCAUUUUUUGGUGUUCUAGUCUCUUAUGGCCGCAUUGGGGCCAUCAUCCUGACGUUUCCCUAUCAAGGGGUAUAUAAAGCUUUGUCCACCUGUGGCUCUCACCUCUCUGUGGUGUUUCUGUUCUAUGGGACAAUCAUGGUAUUGUACUUUUUCCCAUCAUCAAGCAACUCCAAUGACAAAGACAUAAUUGCUUCAGUGAUGUACACAGUGGUCACCCCCAUGCUGAACCCCUUCAUCUACAGCCUGAGGAACAGAGACAUGAAAGGGGCCAUGGGGAAACUUCUCAGAAAGGAGAUCUUAUUCUCCAAGUGA
Molecule: messenger RNA, 936 nt
Organism: Suricata suricatta (meerkat)
Lineage: Eukaryota; Metazoa; Chordata; Mammalia; Carnivora; Herpestidae
Product: olfactory receptor 1J4-like
Biological process (GO): G protein-coupled receptor signaling pathway
Cellular component (GO): membrane
Molecular function (GO): G protein-coupled receptor activity; olfactory receptor activity
Source: RefSeq, a predicted model, not a curated record